AUGUGCUUCGACGGAAAAGCCCAACACCAAUUGGUAUGGCUUCAUAAAAGAGACUUCCGACAACUCAACCUCCAGGAUGAGCACCUGGAACAUCGGCAGGAGGUCCAGGACUACCUCGUUUUGCACAGCAAAGCUACCACUGGUCUUAUGAACGAAAUUGACGAUCAAUCCGACGAUCUAUAUGACGACAGCCGAAACGGCGAUGCCAAUGAUGAUGGCCAACGAUCCGAGACCCUCGAUUUUGUGGGAGGUGACCGAACCGGGAUUACAAGGAACAUACCAGAAAUCGAGCCACAGCGACAUGUGAAGGUUGAAUCCUCAACUCAGCGUUCAGGAAGACAUCAGCUCUGGCCAAUGGCGCGCAGAGCCUCUCCUGCCAUGAAGAGUCUUGAUAACAGCGACUCCAGCCACUUUAGCGACUUCGUUGACUCUAGCGAGCUUGGUGUCCUGGUGCUGAAUUGCGAUAACAAUAAGAAAGAGGAAAACAACACGGCUGUAAAACAGCAUCUUAAGCGAAUGGAAGACCAGCGACGACGUCGCUGUCGCGCUUCCCAAGUUUAUCGAGUCCUCAAACGUGAUCCUCAGCAUGGUGAGAUUUACAUGGCUUGGUGGGAUCUGGGCAAGACAGCAAAAGCGUCUGGAGAGGAGAACUUGAAGCUCUUUGCAUUUCUGGUCCUGCCCUUCUUCCCGGAAGAGAGUGAUCGCUUUGGCGUGAGCGUUACCAGUUCCAACCUCAACAACGACAUUCCCACUUGUUACAAGUACAAUACAUCAACCGAGACUGUCAACGGCAGAAAAUACGAAAUCAUCCAUUUAGACGACGAUGGUACGGCUAGAGAGGUAAUGGCGGACCCAGCGAACUACCCGCUUCGGUGGAGGAACCCGGAACCGGAGGUGAAGAGGGAGCUCGGGAGCCAAGAUGGCUUGCAGCAGGAAUACCAGGUGGUACCAGAACAGGGUAGUACCCAGUGA
Molecule: messenger RNA, 972 nt
Organism: Fusarium pseudograminearum CS3096
Lineage: Eukaryota; Fungi; Ascomycota; Sordariomycetes; Hypocreales; Nectriaceae
Exons: 5
Coding region: 1-972 (323 amino acids)
Source: RefSeq, a predicted model, not a curated record